AUGAUUCAAGGUGCAUCAAUGCCUACGAUAGAUGAUGAGUUAGGGGUAGUCAGCCCUCGCUCGGCAUUCAUUGUUCGACUAGUCGUGCGUUUUUAUAAUGGCUUUCUACUCUUUGUAGCUUGGUUGGCGAUUUUGUCUCUAGGGAUGACAACCUUUGGCCUAUCCCAACCGGACAGCUUGAGUGGCCUCGAGUUCACGGCAGCAGCUCUACUGACCAGUACCGCAAUCACCGCGAUCGUCGCAGUCGCCAUCACUACCAUGCUUCAAUUCACUCUCCGAUCGAUAAAGGGUCAAUACGAGAGGCUGGAUCUUAUAAUGUCUUGGGUGCCUUUGUUCUUGCUUGAUGUCGUCAUACUGGAAGCCAUGGCGGGCCUGUUGCUUUGGUAUACCAACAACUUCCCAAGCGAACUCGUCGCGUUCUUCGCUUCAGAAACACUGGUCUUGCUCAUCACUAUGAUCAUAGCAUCUAUUUGGGUUAGGAGAAAGUUUAAAACGCUGAUCAGCAUGGCCUAUCUGAACACUGAUGAUGUCGAAAGGCUAGACUGGAACGAUGGACCUGAUACUCCGGAGUCCAUAUGCUAG
Molecule: messenger RNA, 582 nt
Organism: Fusarium redolens
Lineage: Eukaryota; Fungi; Ascomycota; Sordariomycetes; Hypocreales; Nectriaceae
Exons: 1
Coding region: 1-582 (193 amino acids)
Source: RefSeq, a predicted model, not a curated record